CACAUAUAUGCACUUAGCUCCAUCUCUGGAAAGCUGUCAUUUUCAGAAGAAGUGGUGCAUGCAACAGGGAAGGACGUUUUCUACUCCGAUCAACGACAAAGACAUUCUCCUAAAGAACAAUGUCGUCAGAGCUCGAGAAGGCCAUGAUAACCAUUGUGCAGAUCUUCCACAAGUAUUCUAGAGACAAAUGCAAGCUGAAAAAGGCGGACCUGAAAGAUCUUAUCAACAACGAAAUGAGCCAGUUUAUCAUUAAAAUUCAGGACAAGGAUACACUUGACUUGCUAUUUACUGAUCUGGAUCAAAACAAAGAUCGAGAGAUUGACUUCCCGGAGUUUAUGCCUUUCAUUGCCAUGGUGACAUCAGCGCAUCACGAUCUGUUCGCGACGAAGCAAAGCCAUUAAAAUAAUAGUUUUUGUAAAAAAUAAACGAUGGUCUAAUGGCGAUGUUCAGAUUUUUACUGCAUAAAUCGUUCACAUUAGUUGCGAUUAUUUUAUUUUGUAUUAAACAUCAUAAGACACUUGACCAAUGCAACAGAAGCACUCAUUCUAUUGUUCAAUUCAAUUCAAUUUUAUUUAUAUAGCGCUUUUAACAAUGGUCAUUGUCUCAAAGCAGCUUCACAAAAAUGAAAGAAAUUCAUUAAAAAAAUAACAAAAAAUUAAAUACAAAUAAUAA
Clarias gariepinus (North African catfish) is the source of this 672-nucleotide messenger RNA. RefSeq names its product protein S100-B-like. Gene Ontology annotation, molecular function: S100 protein binding; transition metal ion binding; calcium ion binding. The coding region runs from base 120 to 401 and encodes 93 amino acids. Gene Ontology annotation, cellular component: cytoplasm; nucleus. Gene Ontology annotation, biological process: positive regulation of cell population proliferation; positive regulation of canonical NF-kappaB signal transduction. The transcript has 3 exons. NCBI's taxonomy places the organism in Eukaryota, Metazoa, Chordata, Actinopteri, Siluriformes, Clariidae. The record is from RefSeq and is a predicted model, not a curated record.